Messenger RNA from Dictyostelium purpureum, 1395 nucleotides. RefSeq lists its product as uncharacterized. The transcript is spliced from 2 exons. NCBI's taxonomy places the organism in Eukaryota, Evosea, Eumycetozoa, Dictyosteliales, Dictyosteliaceae. Gene Ontology annotation, biological process: asparaginyl-tRNA aminoacylation. Bases 1 to 1395 code for a protein of 464 amino acids. The record is from RefSeq and is a predicted model, not a curated record. Gene Ontology annotation, molecular function: asparagine-tRNA ligase activity; nucleic acid binding; ATP binding. Gene Ontology annotation, cellular component: mitochondrion.
AUGAAUAAUUUAAAUUAUUUUAAAAGAUUUUACAAGUGGCCAGUUAGAAUCAGCGACAUUAGAAAGAGCGGGGAUGCAGGUAUCGAUUCAAAUAAAAUUCAUAAAGUUAAAGGAUGGGUCAGAAAUAUCAGAAUACAGAAGAAUGUUAGUUUUAUAGAAGUUAAUGAUGGAUCAAGUGUACAAGGACUACAAAUCGUAGGUGAUAAAGACACAUUUAGCAAUAUUAAGCAUGGUUCAGCAGUUGAGGCUGAAGGAAAUUUAAUGAAAGGUGAGGGAAAAAACCCACAAGUAGAAAUGCAAUUAAAGAAUAUCAAAUUAAUAGGAGAUUGUCCUAACGAAUUUCCAUUGCAACCAAAACAUCACACAUUCGAGUUCCUUAGAGAAAUCGCCCAUUUAAGAUCAAGAGGUAAUACAGCAGGUGCAUUAUUCCGUAUGAGAAAUGAAUCAACACAAUUAAUACAUCAAUACUUUAACAAGAAUGGCUUCAUUAAUGUACAUACACCAAUUAUUACAGCAAGUGAUUGUGAAGGUGGUGGUGAACAAUUUCAAGUCGUUUCAACACUAGAUAAUAAAUCAAAUAAACAACCACACUUUUUUGGUGAACCUGCUUACCUUACAGUUUCGGGUCAAUUAGAGGCUGAAAUUUUUGCAUCAUCUCACUCUAGAGUAUACACAUUUGGUCCAACUUUUAGAGCAGAAAAAUCAAAUACACCAAGACAUCUUUCAGAGUUUUGGAUGAUCGAACCUGAAAUAGCUUUUAUUGACCUCAACGAUAAUUUAGAUAUUGCUGAAGAUUUUCUUAAAUAUGUUAUAAAUAAUUUAUUAAUCAAUUGCAAAGACGAUAUAGAAUUUUUUAACAAGAGAAUCGAUACAGGUUUAAUUGAAAGAUUAAAAAAAACAGUUGAUAAUAAAUUUAUAAGAUUAGAGUAUAAAGAUGCAAUCAAUCUAUUAAAAGAAUCAAAAGAAAUCACUCAAAACUCAAUUGAAAUGGGUGAUGACCUUCAAAGAGAACACGAAAAAUAUAUUACUCAACACUUUGGCAAUGUUCCAGUAUUUAUUAUUAAUUGGCCAAAAUCUAUUAAACCAUUCUAUAUGAGACAAGACGAUAGCAACCCAAAUGUUGUUUCAAAUAUGGACUUAUUAGUACCCGAAGUAGGUGAAUUAAUUGGUGGUAGCAUAAGAGAAGAACGUUAUGAUAUACUUUUAAAAAAUAUUCAAGAUUUAGGAAUGGAUCAAAAAACCUAUGAAUGGUAUUUAGAUUUAAGAAAAUAUGGUUCUGUACCACAUGGUGGUUUUGGUUUAGGUUUUGAACGUUUCCUUCAAUAUGUCACUGGUUUACAAAAUAUCAGAGAUGUUAUACCAAUUCCAAGAUAUCAAAACUAUUGUAAAUUUUAA